AUCACCAUCAACAAAAGAAGGUGAAGAAGAAAGAAAAGUGAUUCAAAUCUACUCAACAUCCUGUGAGGAAGAGCCCAUUAUACGCCUAAGGGACAUGGACAUGAAAAAAUUAGAAGAAACCCAAGAUUGCUUCAUCUUGGAUUUUGACCCUUUUGACUCCAAUAUUCAUCUCUCUAGUCUCUCCAUCACUGAAGAACAUGCUGAUUCUGAUGAUGCAGAUCUUCAUGUCAUCUCCCAAAAAGGCCAGGUGGCUUGUAGAGACUACCCCCAUGCAAGGCAUCUGUGUGUGAAGUUUCCCUUUGAAGAAACCCCCCAUGAGAGAUACUGUCAACUGUGUUACUGCUACGUCUGCGAUUCAGCUGCCCCUUGCAAGUACUGGACUGCACCUCAACCUGGGCACUGCCAUGCCACAGAGCAAGAUGCCCACUGGAAGUUGCAGAGGAAAUGUAGGAUGAUUGAAAUCUAAAACACCCACUACUCAUCUUGUCUUUUUUCCUUUGUGGGCCAAUUGACAUUUGUAAAAGGUGGCCAAAAAUCAGACCACAAUCAUCAAAGUCAAUGACUUCUUCUUUAGCUAUGCUACUUCAGUA
This is a messenger RNA of Vitis riparia (riverbank grape), 590 nucleotides long. RefSeq lists its product as uncharacterized. The transcript has 3 exons. Lineage: Eukaryota; Viridiplantae; Streptophyta; Magnoliopsida; Vitales; Vitaceae. The record is from RefSeq and is a predicted model, not a curated record. The coding region runs from base 95 to 466 and encodes 123 amino acids.